GCAUUUGAUAACAAAUUAAAAGUGCGGUUAAAGUAAUAUUUUGUUUGAAUUUAGAUAAAAUAACGUUAAAAUGUCUAAGUUAUAUUUAAUUUGUAUACUUUUAUGUGGUAUUGGAUACAUUGUUAGCAGUGUAGAUAUUAAGGACAUCAGUACUAAUUCAAAUGAACUAGAAGAGUCUACCUCUUUAAAGUGGUUAAAGGGAGCACAUAAUAUAUUUUCAAGUCCUACUGGUCACGUUGUAGUCCAAGUUGCAAAAGAAUUAAUAAAUCGAUCAGCCGGAAACAGUCAAGUUCUAAGUCUAAACUUGACAAAUUUGUUUAUUAUCUUGCUUCUUAAAGUUUUAAUUUUUUCGGCCGGUUUACUAGGAGCUGGUCAUUGGAGUAAUUAUGGUUACGCUCGUUCAAGCGAUAGCGGAUUAACUUUUAUUCUUAAUGAUGACGAAGCCUAUUUGAUUACUGGAUUUUUAGCAGCACAGAGUGGCUUUGAUGAUUGUUUGUAUGCAGCAGCUUGUGCAGCGCCUAAUGUGGCUUACGAAUAUGCAAAAGCGGCUAAGGCUUUAAUAGACAGCAUUUCGAAAUAUAAUGGAUUUGAAUUUACGAAUACUCGAUAUAUAGAGUUAAUAGUUUUGGUUGAAGAAGCUGCAUACAAUGGAUAUCGCGGAAUUCCCUGUAACGCAACAACGACAUGUGAUGGUUUAUUUUAAUUUAGUACUAUAGAAUAUUUUAAUAUGUAUGUGAUUCAAAUUGUUCCUUUUUAUCAUAAAAAAAUCAGAGUACCUAAUACAUAUACUACAAACAAUAUGCAAACAUUUACCAACUCAGAAAAAUAGUUUCAAGUAAAAAUAUUUUAAAAGUUGCAUGUUAAGUUGCAAAUUUGAUUGAAAAUCAAACCACAUAUGAAACAAAUGAACCAUGAACUAAAAAUGUGUUUAAUAUUUAAGUAAUUUCGUACAAAUUCGUUUUAUUAAAUAAUCUAAAGAUAAAUAUGUUUAUUUAAUUUCAAAUAAAACUAUCCAAAUAUAAUUAAACAUUAUUCAAUUGUGUUUCAUCAUCAGUUGAUCCAGUCACAGCUUUCACA
Messenger RNA from Lucilia cuprina (Australian sheep blowfly), 1077 nucleotides. RefSeq lists its product as uncharacterized. The record is from RefSeq and is a predicted model, not a curated record. The coding region runs from base 71 to 703 and encodes 210 amino acids. Lineage: Eukaryota; Metazoa; Arthropoda; Insecta; Diptera; Calliphoridae. The transcript is spliced from 4 exons.